Messenger RNA from Protopolystoma xenopodis, 321 nucleotides. Lineage: Eukaryota; Metazoa; Platyhelminthes; Monogenea; Polystomatidea; Polystomatidae. The record is from the annotation of a GenBank genome assembly.
AUGGGCAACUACCAUCUUCCAAGAGAGGAAGACUUGCCGAACACAUCAACCAGCGGAGGAAGCCUGAUUUUCCUGAUCCGACCGCACAACCUCUUCCGGUACAGCCCUGACUACUACUCCUGCGAUAGGGUCUACACCACACAGGUGAGUAUGGCAAAUGUAUCUUCCUCAAAGUUAAAUGCCCCCCUGAUCUCGUCUAAAAGGGCUAGAAAUGCUCGGCUGUAUCUCUUCCAUUCUGGCCAGCACUGCACAACCUGGUUUCGAGACUCGACUGGACUGGAGCAGCCUCAUCAUGACUUGGUUGGAAAUGAAGCAAUGUAA